Messenger RNA from Bursaphelenchus xylophilus (pine wood nematode), 2233 nucleotides. Lineage: Eukaryota; Metazoa; Nematoda; Chromadorea; Rhabditida; Aphelenchoididae. The record is from the annotation of a GenBank genome assembly.
AUGUGGAAGCAACCAUCAAACCAAUCACCCCGUAGGUUUUGAAGUGGGGUUUUUUUACAGAGAAAGGUCGAUUUGCCUGGAACUUUUGGGCAAAAUAGGGAUUUGGGGAUAUGUUGGGGGGUUUUUUGGGCAAUGUGGAGAAUUUUUUGGACAAGGAGAGAGUUUUUUGAGCAAAAUGGUUGUUUUGGGACAGGUUGGGGUUUUUUUGGCAGAAUGGGAAUUUUGGGCAAGAUAUAUUUUUUUGGGCAAGGUGGAAUUUUUUGAACAAGGUGAAAUGUUUCGGGGAAAGUUGAUUUUUUUGGGCCAAAUGGGAAUUUUCGAGCAGAAUGGGAAUUUUGGGCAAGAUGAGAACUUUUCAGCAGAUUUAAAUUUUUUGUUCGAAAUGGAUUUUUUACUGGAUGUAAAUUUUUGGGCAUUUUUUUUUGCAACUUUGGAUUUUUUGUACUGGUUGACAUUUUUUGGACAACUUCCUAAUCUUGACUAUGGGGGAAAAACUUCCGGAAAGCGGCCCACUCUGAAAAAAUUGUUAAGGGGUUGAGAGAUAUUUUUAUAGUGUUGUCACUGGUGUUUUUGCGUGUUAAUUUUUUAUUUUUCAGAGGUCCUCUCUCGAUACCCACCACCGAAAGGAUGACAGAGAAAAAAUAAUUAAAAGGCAAAAAAUAGAAGAGCCAAAAAAAAUGAAAAGGCCAAAAAAUCAAAAAAAAAGAAGAGCCAAAAAAAUAAUAAAAAGGCAAAAAAUUAUAUUUUUUGAAAAAAUAAGAUAAUGAAAAAAUAAAAAAAGUGACAAAAAAACGUAAAAAAUGAAAAAAUAAAAAAAAAGCUUUUUUAAUUGACCCCAUUGUAUUUAUCUAUUGUAUUUGUAUUUAAUUUCUAUUGUCUAUUGUAUCUGUUGUAUUUGUCUCAUUUAUUCUAUUUGUGUUUAAUUUCUAUUGUCUAUUGUAUCUGUUGUAUUUGUCUCAUUUAUUCUAUUUGUGUUUAAUUUCUAUUGCUUAUUGUAUCUAUUGUAUUUGUCUCAUUUAUUGUAUUUGUAUUUAAUUUAUCACGACUUUUUAAUAUGUAAGUUAUCGGUUUAUACUUGUUUUAGCGUGGUCUUUAAUCUCAAAUUAUAUGAUUUAUAUUUGCAGAAAAUGACCCCGGAAAGCAAUGGAUCCUUCGAAAACUGCACCAAUUCAACAACGUCACUCCCGGCCCAGGACGGCACCUACAUGGCCGAAAUCCAAACCAACGAUUUAGACAACAUGCAAUGUAAGCUUUGAUGGUUUUUUUGGUAGUUGAGAAAAUUAGGGAAUUCUUCAGAUUGUUGUCACUUGUUUUUUUUGGUGGUAUUUAUUUUUUAUAUGAUCUAUUUUUUCAGAAACCCAGCUCUCGAAUCAGUGAAUCUUUGGAACGCAUUUCCCGACCCUACUUUCAAUGUCCCAAUUCCGGCCCAGGACGGCACCUACAUGGCCGAGACCUUCACCAACGAUUUAGACAACAUGGAAUGUAAGUUUUGAUGGGUUUUUAUAGUUGGGGAUAUUAGGGAACUCUUCACAAGGGAAUGGACUUUAUGUGUAAAUCGAUUUUGGCUUGAGACAUCGUCAGAUCGAAAGGUGUGUGGUAGUCGAUUAUUCACUUGGGGGGAAAUCUCUGCGCGGGCUUCAAAGCCGAGAAAAUCGGCUUCAAAGUUUGGGCGAAAAUCAAAGGGUAGGAUCCCGGAAAAGUAGCGUUAAAAAGUGUGAAGCAGUGGCCGAGUGGUCAGUGCGCUCGCUUUUUACGCAAAAUGUUGCAGGUUCGAGUCUUUCCAAGCUCAAACCAUCAUUUAUCGUUUUUACUUUUGCUUUCUUCAUGCUAAUCCGGCUGUACAUUUAAAAAAGGGGUAUAGGUAAAAUUGUCUAAAAAAGUUAUGAAUGGAAGCAGAUUCGAGCUCGCGACCUUUUGCGCAAAAAGCGACCACUCGGCCACUGCUUCACACUUUCUAUCGCUCCUUUUCCGGGAUCCUACCCUUUGAUUUUCGUCCAAACUUUGAAGCCGAUUUUCUCGGCUUUGAAGCCCGCGCAGAGAUUUCCCCCCAAGUGAAUAAUCGACUACCACACACCUUUCGAUCUGACGAUGUCUCAAGCCAAAAUCGAUUUACACAUAAAGUCCAUUCCCCUGUCAGAUUGUUGUCACUUGUUUUUUGAUGGUUCUUCAAUUGAUUUCUGUAUUUUCAGAUAUUGCUCCAAGAUUUCUUCACUGCUUUUCGGAUUUAAAAUAA